Verruconis gallopava is the source of this 738-nucleotide messenger RNA. RefSeq lists its product as uncharacterized. Gene Ontology annotation, molecular function: peroxidase activity. The record is from RefSeq and is a predicted model, not a curated record. The coding region runs from base 1 to 738 and encodes 245 amino acids. The transcript is spliced from 2 exons. NCBI's taxonomy places the organism in Eukaryota, Fungi, Ascomycota, Dothideomycetes, Venturiales, Sympoventuriaceae.
AUGCUCAUACAGCAGCUCAUCCUUUACUCUAUUUGUGUAAGCGCAGCUGCUGUCGACCAUGUGAAGUACCACUACAAGCGGCAGGCAGGCGAUUCGAGAAGCCCUUGCCCAGCAAUGAACACCCUGGCUAACCACGGAUAUAUAAACCGUGAUGGCAAGAACAUUAGUCUGAAUGAUCUGUCCAACGCUGCCAUGAAAGUUUACAACAUAGACAUCCUGCUAGCAACUCUCUUCACGCGUGGCGGGAAUCUAUUGAUUCAAAACAACACACUUGAUGGAGUUUUGAAGACCACGGUAGAUCUAUCGGAUUAUGAUAAGCACGAUGCGAUUGAGCACGACGGCUCACUGACGCGAAUGGACUUCUCUCAAGGUGACGACCACACAUUCCAACCGGAAAUGUUGAAACAACUCCUCAAUGACUCUACGUCAGAUUUUCUGGACUUUGAUUCUUUAGCAAAGUCCCGUGUUCGACGUGAAAAGGACAUGGCGUCGAGAGGAAAUCCGCCGCUGGAUGGCAAGGGAAUUUUUAUAGCUUAUGGAGAGGCAGCGCUCCUUCUCGAAACCUUUGGCAAAGGCACAAACAAGGCACCGAAGGCGGAUAUCGAGACGUUCUUUUCCGAGGAGAGACUGCCAGAUGGGUACGAAGUGCCGAAGCAGUUGAUCACGAUACCAUCGACGGUCGCCCUGAGCGGGGAGAUCCAAGCAGCAGCAGCUUUCCAUAGGAUGUUCUCGUUUUGA